Messenger RNA from Funneliformis mosseae, 144 nucleotides. The record is from the annotation of a GenBank genome assembly. Lineage: Eukaryota; Fungi; Glomeromycota; Glomeromycetes; Glomerales; Glomeraceae.
AUGCCUCAAAAUAUUAAUGAGUUGACCAAAUUUUUGGUUGAAGAAUGGGAUGCAGUUCCUCAAUCAACAGUGAAUAAUUUGGUUAUGUCCAUGAAAACCAGAUGUGAAAUGGUUUUAGAAAAAAACGGCGAUAGAAUAUCGUAG